This is a messenger RNA of Eruca vesicaria subsp. sativa (arugula), 921 nucleotides long. The record is from the annotation of a GenBank genome assembly. NCBI's taxonomy places the organism in Eukaryota, Viridiplantae, Streptophyta, Magnoliopsida, Brassicales, Brassicaceae.
GUUCAACCCAAUUAGUCUUUUUCUUUCUCUCUGGUCUCUACGGUGGUCUGUACGGACUGUGUUCUCCGAAGUUUAUACUUUUAAGGGUACGAAUGAGUUAUUUGGGGGUUGGAAGCAGUCCUGGAAACGUAGCUGUCUACCACGGGGGCAAGAUGAAGCUACUUGAUCGGAGACUGAGGCUAACGGAGCUGCUCUUAAGGUGCUCGGCCACUGUCCUCGCUCUACUGGCUCUUAUUCUGAUUGUUACAGACACUCAGGUCAAGCAAAUCUUUACAAUUGAGAAGAGGGCCAAGUACACCGACAUGAAGGCCCUUGUGUUCUUAGUGGUCGCCAAUGGGAUAGCUGCAGCUUAUUCUUUGUUGCAGUCAGUUCGUUGCGUGGUGGGUUCUAUGAAAGGAAGCGUCUUGUUCAACAAGCCCCUUGCUUGGGCCAUUUUCUCCGGUGAUCAGGCGAUGGCUUACAUGAGCGUGGCAGCAAUAGCAGCAUCAGCAGAGUCUGGUUUGAUUGGUAUAAGAGGCGAGGAAGAGCUGCAAUGGAUGAAGUUGUGCAAUAUGUUUGGCAAGUUCUGCAACCGAGCGGCUGGAGGAACCGCAAGCGCCUUGCUUGCCUCUGUUGCUAUGGUUUUCGUCUCCUCCAUUUCUGCUUUUAGUCUCUUCCGGUUGUACGGUUCCACCCAAAGACAGCCAAACGUUGCUGUGAUGAAGUAAAAACAUCUCUUUGUGUUUGGUAGUGUUGAAAUGUUGUCGUUAAGAAUCCAAAAAGAAUAGUGAGAGUGCAGGUCUUUUGUUUUUGCUUUCGUAUAUCAUCUUCUUCCUCCUUGUGUUAAACCGAUGGUGUUCUCUGUGACAUAUUAUAUAUGUAAGACUGGACCUUAGUGUUCUCUGUAUCAAAAACAAAACUCUGUGGUUAAGAGAAGAGCAU